ACAGGCGUUAAGUUCCGCACUUUAAAAUGUUCGCACUUCAGGCAUAUACACUCAGCGCAGUACUGCUAGCGGUGGCGGCGAACCAGCAGUGGUCUCCCUUCGUCCAGAACUUCCAGAACAUGAAGCUCCCAGCAGUCUACUUCCAGCAGCAACAACAGGAUCAGCAGUUCCAACCCAGCGAUUACUCCGGCGGCUACGACUUUGGGGGCCAAGACCACCAAGACCACCAGGAUCACGGCGACGAGGACCACAGCUACGACCACAACUUCGGGAGCCACCCCCAACCCCACUCCUACCCCGUCCACCAGCACGUCGAAGAAGAGAACCCGGAGCCGAUUAAACACUACAAGGAAAUAGUGGUCCCUAUUCACAAGAAUGUAGAGUUCAAAAUCCACCAGCCCGUGCUCAUUCCUGUACCUCACCCCGUCCCAAUUCAGGUACCGGUACCUAAGGCUGUGGUGAUCCCCAUUAUUAAGGAGGUUUCGAUCCCCGUUGAAAAAUCUGUCCCCUACCCCGUGGAGAAAACGGUGCACGUACCCAAAAUCAAGGAGGUUCCUUUCGAGGUGGUGAAGCACGUCAUAGUACCAGUGGAAAAACCCAUACCUUUCAAAGUGCCCGUAUACGAAACAAUCAUCCACACCAAAAAGGGCUCGCACAAGAUUCGUUGAUUCGACGAAUGUCUUUACACGUAAGGAUAUCGUAGCCAUUUAAGACAGGGAAUUAAUUGGUAUUUGUUGGGGUUGAAUGUAACAUGAGAUAAU
Aricia agestis (brown argus) is the source of this 761-nucleotide messenger RNA. RefSeq lists its product as uncharacterized. The record is from RefSeq and is a predicted model, not a curated record. The coding region runs from base 27 to 668 and encodes 213 amino acids. Lineage: Eukaryota; Metazoa; Arthropoda; Insecta; Lepidoptera; Lycaenidae. The transcript is spliced from 3 exons.